Messenger RNA from Entelurus aequoreus (snake pipefish), 710 nucleotides. RefSeq names its product motilin-like (gene mlnl). The record is from RefSeq and is a predicted model, not a curated record. The transcript has 5 exons. Bases 38 to 565 code for a protein of 175 amino acids. Lineage: Eukaryota; Metazoa; Chordata; Actinopteri; Syngnathiformes; Syngnathidae.
CACUUUGUGUUGGCUCCUUCCUAAAAGCAGAGAAUUUAUGGACGGAAACCCCUUCCCGGUACGACACAAACACACACGGCGCACACAGAGAAAAAGUGUGGAGCCUGGAUGCGAAGUGCUUUGGCGAUAUAAAGGCUGCCUGCAGGGAGAAGAAGUGACUCUCUUCUUGAAGCAAACCUCCGGGAGAAAGGCUGAAACAACACGACAGAGCAGAAUGAGCAUUCGUGGAGCAUCGGCUGCUUGUGUGGCGCUGCUGUGUGUGGUGGUGCUGAUGGCAGAGACGACACACGGACACAUCACCUUCUUCAGCCCCAAAGAGAUGAUGCUGAUGAAGGAGCGAGAGGGAAGGAAGGACAUGGAGCCUCGGUCGGAGGAUGGCCACUUUGAAGAAGUCACCGUGGAGCAACUUCCUCCAGCUGAGCACGCCACCAACCUGGACAAAACAGUGGACAUCACGGUGCGACUUUCACCCAAGCAGCUGGACCACGUGGCUCCUGUGCUGGAGGAGCUCAUCCAUGAAAUGGUGGAGGAGCGACAGAAAGGUACUGCAGUCCACAGAAAAUAGCCAACAAAAUGAUAUCAAUUUGUCUCUGCAGCCAAGUAGUGCAGCGCUGAAGGACACACUUCUUCAAAAAGCAUCUUUUCUUGUCAAAUCACUCAAUAAAGGGAAGUUCUUGUACUUUCACUCAUGGCCCAGUUGUUGACAACAC